Molecule: messenger RNA, 7488 nt
Organism: Drosophila rhopaloa
Lineage: Eukaryota; Metazoa; Arthropoda; Insecta; Diptera; Drosophilidae
Gene: Sptz
Product: zinc finger FYVE domain-containing protein 26 homolog
Biological process (GO): double-strand break repair via homologous recombination; regulation of cytokinesis; mitotic cytokinesis
Cellular component (GO): midbody; lysosomal membrane; centrosome
Molecular function (GO): metal ion binding; phosphatidylinositol-3-phosphate binding
Source: RefSeq, a predicted model, not a curated record
GCCACCUAAAUUCUUUGUUAUUGCAUUCGCAAGGCACCGAAGAUCGACUCCAGGCCGUCCGAAAGUAAUAUGUGGGCGGCUGUUAUCUCUCGACAGUGGAAAUCUGACUCCAGAACAGCUGUUAGUCAAGCGAAAACAAAAGGCGAGCUGCAACAAUAGCCCAGAUCCAGAUUAUCAGCAGUGGAAGAUCACCCAGUGAGCCCCAUUCAGAAGUCAGCAGACCGAACAAUGAACUAGCCCCAAUAGAAAGGCACAGCUCAGAAGAACGUUGGAGUCCCUUGAGGAGCAACAGGUGUACUACAAUGGGCGACCAGCAGGAGGAGAAUCUGAGCCAGCUACUGGACCUAUUGCCCAAGGAUCAGCGGCAGGUCUUUGAGACCUUCAUCCAGUGGCUCCAUGGCAAGGCCACGGGAGCCAUUCAGUCCCACCAGAACGCACUGCAAUCCGCGCUCCAGACGUCGCCCUAUCCCUCCUUGCAGCUGCUGCAGUUGCUCCACGAGCGCUCGAAGCUGCACAUUGGCCAAAUAAUAGCCACCUUGCUCCGACAGUUGUUAGAUGAAGAUGUCUCAUCACCGCGAUCCCUUUGUGUGCUGGCCAACUUUCCCGCAACCAUUUUGGAGGCGGCUACGCUUCUCCACAAGCUGAUGACUCGGCUGGUGGGUGAUUCAGUCACUAGUGAGCACUUAAUGCUGGCAAUGUUGGCGCGCAGCGACGGACAACUACUGGAGGAACUUCUGCAGGAGCAGCAGCUGGCCAUGCGGACAAAGUGCAGUGAGGCGGCGCCCACCAAGCAGUUGGUUUUGUGGCUGGCCCUAAGCCAAAGGGAGCAUUUUGUGGCCAGUGUGUGCCAGCAGAUCAAGGACUUUCAGUGCUUCCAAGAUCCCACACUGAGAAAUACCUUGCUAAUCCUUCGUCUGGCCAAUGAGUUUGCACUGGGAACCCAGACUUUGGAUGAAAUAGGUUGCAUGGAAAAAUACUUAGCGGAAUUCGAUGUUAGCGCUGUGCCGGAGGAUCUGCAGGAAGUCCAUCAAUUUUUCUACGCAGACUUUCAGCGACUGACCGCGCUUCUCAAGUUUCUGCGACCGCGGGAAGUGACCAAAACACUCAAAGUGGAUGCCAUACUACGGUCGCCGGGCGUGCUCUCCCUAAUCCACGAGAACGGAAUUUUGUGCGAGCACCACGAGUUGCUUCGCUUACUCGAAGAGACCUACAAGUGGCAGCAGCAAACUCCGGCGCUGAAGUGUCAAUACCAACAGGAGGUAGAGGUUCUGAGCUACUACACAGCCCUUUGCCAUGUGUACAAUGUGAUUCUGGAUGAGGGCGAGCAGACAACCAAGGCCAAGCUGGUUCAGCUUUCCGGGCAGUUGAGGCAACUGCAUCAGUUGGGCACUUUGUGCUCCCUACUGGAAGACAUCUUCGCGUUGGUUUUUCUUCGCUGGGAGCAGCUUGAGCAAAGCCCACAAAAGAGAAGGGAAGAGGAGGAGGACGACGAGGAUGAUGAUGACGAGCAGUAUGUGGACGAUGACGUUACUUCGCCCCCGCGUCAAACCGCUGUUCACACCCAGCGCACGCGGUAUGGAUUCAUCUGCCGCUCGCCCUCGCUGCAGGCGCUCUUCACUUUUCUCAAGGCAUUUGUCACUAAGAAGUUGCACUCGCAGGACUACAAGUGCGCCACGGAGCACCAACAAAGGUUCCAGCGCCUUGUGGAUGCUAUUAGCGAGGCCCUGUGGAAGCUGGGUGUUCUGCACAAGAUAGAGCAGUCGCUGACCAAGUCUGCGCCGUCGAUCAACUGCCUUUUGGAGCCGGAACAGUUGCUCCAGUUGGUCCAACUCCAUAGCACGGCCAAGGAGAAGGCCUCCAGCGACGAUGAGAGCCGGGAGCGCAGCAACCACGCUUCCAGUCUUAAUCGGAGGAAGGCUCGUAAGCAGCGACGAGCGGCCAGCUUUAGCGGAGCGGUGGCUCCAAAAUCCUCUACGGAUGGUGGGCUCACAAUGGAGCAAUACAGGGCACGGGCGCAGUUGCUUAGUGGCAGUGGCAGCAGGAAGAGUUCUUGUGUGACUGCUCCAUUUGAGCGCUCUAUCAUCCCCAAGAUACUCAGUACGCCGGAACAACUGGCCAUUAUGGCGCUGGCCCUAAAGAAUUUCAACGAUGUGAAGCAGAUCAUCGAGACCUUUCACCUGGAGAGUAGUCAGUUAAACCGUGAGCUGCAGUUUAUGGAGCAACAGCAGCUGGUAAAGCAGAAACUGGCGACCAUCUACACCAACUAUCAGACUUUGGAGGCGCAGCAACCGAACUCUGGAGAGACCACCGUGGAGCAGAUCAAAGGCGUGGCGGCCAAGGGCUUUGAACUGUCCAAGAUCAUCAGCGUUGUGGAUAACUUUGCACAGGCCCAACGCAUGCAACAAAGUUCAGAGUUAAAAGGUCUUAUUCUGCGGCACAGUUCCAACGGACAGCAGGCAUUCUUGCAGCAGUUUGAGGAGCGCAAUUUAAAUGCCCUAAUUAUAUGCGACCUGAUUGUGAACCUGGGCUUUAACCGGGAAAUAACCAGCAACCUGCUUUUGGUCAUUCGCCGCCAGCAACAGCAAAAGAUGACCAGCGAUGAUUCGUCUUCCUGCAAUGGCUCCUCUGAGAUUGGCGCCAUGAAUCUCCUGCAGAAUCUCUGUGAGUGCAUGCGCCUACUGGAGCGAUCUGGCCUGCAACCUGCACUAAAUGAGCUACUCUCUCUGAAAAGUUAUCCACUCAGGCCGUCGGUCUUGGCUUUGCAGCUGCAACGGGAGGCCGCAUUUCAAACGAUCUGUAGAAAGGAAUCUUCUGAAUAUUCGCAUGGUCAGGAUCUACGUUCCAACGUCGGGCAAUUUCAGCAGCUGCGCUCGCGGCACAACUACUACGCCCGUUUCUGCACUUAUGUCCAACAGCUGGCGCGGCUCCUGCAGCUAAGAGAUCCCAACCUAGAGUAUCACACUUCUCAGCUCCUUCGCAACGAUCCAUACGAAGUAAUCGGUGAACUGAUCUACGAGUGCGGCAUAACACCUCUGGAGAUCGAGGCGAGUGUUGCGGCUCUCCACCUCAAUCUCGUGCAUGUGAUUGCGCUAAACAUCUGCCCGCAAUUGGGCGUAGAACCCACUAAGAGAUUGCCCCGCCUUGUGGCUCCUCAGAAGCAGGAAUCUAUCCACAACUAUAUAGCCCAGCACAACCAGCUUUUGGCUCAGAUAUUGCAAGCCAUACAGCUUGGGAAUCUUCCAGAUGGCGAUGCGGGAUUGGACUUCUCUUGUCUGGGACACCUUGUGAACCUUCCGGAGGUGGAGAUCCUGGCCUCCAUGCAUGACGGCAAUCGACUGCUGGCCGCCUUAAAUACCUACAAGUUGGACAUUGCCAGCCUUGAGCAGUUGGUGUCGGAUCAGGAGCAACUGCUGCAGAUGUUGCUGCUGGGAAUUGGUGGUCAAACAGAUUCUCCUAAGAAAGUAAACUCGCGGGUUGACCAACUGAUUCUGGAACUUAUUGAGAAGGAUCCGCGUAACAUCCAACUCGUUGUUCACAUGAGCAAUCUCGGACUGCGUGCACGCCUUCUGAAGGAGCACUUCACCCGCAUUCCCAGCAGUCAGCAGGCCAAGGAGCUUAUAGAACGGACUCUACAGCAUCGUCAUGCAGCUAAGUCGAUUCCACCUUUCUUACGUUCCCAACUAGAGAACACGCUGUCGGACAUAACAAUAUAUGCCAGAGUGUCAGCACUGCUCCAAUUCGAAAGCUGGCCGCAGGCCUACGACUUUGGUCUCCAGACUCCGAACGUAAUCUUUGAGCAGUUGCUGCAACGGCGGCGAUUCGGCUUGUGCUUGGAAUGGAGUCGUGUGGUUUUCCUGGCAGGAUCAGCGGGUCAGCAACGGGUGUGCCUGCUCACCCUAUUGGAUUCUCUUUUGGAGCUACGGGAUGGCGACGAGUUGGACGAGUCCUUGCUGGGAAUUGUCAAGAUGUUUCCGGCCAUCGCGCUGGUUAAUUUCCUGGACACGCACAAGGAUAAGUUCAGGUCGCUGCCUCUGCUGCAAUGGGUGAUCGACUACCUGGAGGGUCAUGCCCGCGAUCCGCGUCUGUACAGAAACUAUCAACUCUCCCUGGAGCUCUUACGUCAAAUGGAUGUCGAAGAGCGGUCACCGUUUUGGAAACUACUCCGGCACCCACUGCUGAUCGUAGAGCAGUUGGUAAUGAACGCCCGUUUUGAGAUGCUGGGAAAGCUGCUGGAUGCUGCUCGCUUAAAAUUACAAAAGGAGAAGCCCCAGGGCCCUUGUCCCUACUGCUUCGAAAAAACGGGACAUGCCUAUGAUGUCCAGUCCAGUUCGGGUUCGGGGAGUGGAGCAGGAGGAACCCCCGGAAAAGUCCGCUUUCAACUGGGACAAACCACACCGGAAGCAUUUAUUCUGCUGAACUUCAACUCCUACCAGCAGGAUCACUUUGUGGGACAGGAGUGUUUAGACCUCCUUAUGCGAAUUUAUGCCAGUAAAGCUCUGGACUACCAUGUGGCCAAUGUCCGGGCCGCCUCCGAGCCAAGUUCUCUGGGCACUGAUGUUCAAAACUCACUGGACUCCCUUUGUGGCACCUUCGUGGUACCAAAGCAGGCACCCAAUCGUAUGCAGUGGACGCGGGAUGAGGAGGCCAGUCACUGCAUGUGCUGCCGGCGGGCUGCUUUUACCAUGUUGAUGCGACGCCACCAUUGCCGCAGAUGCGGACGGGUGGUGUGCUACGCCUGCUCCACCCAUCGGAUUAAGAUACCAGAACUUUACGACGAGUUGGAGGUGCGCAUCUGCAACGAUUGCGCUGGCAGCUUGGCUCCUCGGGAUCAAGGAGAUGGGGUUUCUAGUGAGAGGAGUGCGCCCUCAACAUCAGGAUCAAGGUCUUCGGGACAGGGUGAGACCUUUAAGUGGCGCCUGAGCGGUAUCAUAACCCACGACAAACUGCUGCGCGAAGAGUUCUCCUAUGAGCACGCCCCCAGUGUGGCUCUCAGUUUGUCCAUCCUACGUAAUCAUGUGGAGCAGCGUAGUUGCGUGGACCUGCUGCUCUUCCACUGCCGCAAACUAGAGAAGCUGAUUGUGCCAAAUCCAGAGGUGGACUACGGUCUGGUGGCCAAAAUGAUUAACUGUCUGGCCUUCGCCGCAAAGGUUCGCGGCGCUCCAGGAGAGUUUGAAAACAUUCGCGAACACUCUGAGAUCAUUAUGGCUGUGGUGCAGCAGGGCUGUGAGGCGCUAAUCCCAACCGGACCACUGGACAACCACAAUCUGCGGAAGCUAGCGGAUGCUUUGGUGGAGGCGGAACACUGGACAUUAGCCCUAGAAGUACACCUAAAGUGUGGAUUUGCCACUACGGGAGUAAUGGCGGCCCACGGACUGGCCUGUAUCCGAGCCGGCUGCUACGAUGCGGCCCGAGAAAAGUUCGCACACUGCAUGACUCGACUUUCCAGUGAGCAGCUCAAUAGCAGCAUUUGCAAGAGCAUGUUUGGAGUCACUUCCCCAGAGGCUGUGCUUCUGCCCAGGAAGCGGCCACAACGCGGUCCAGCUCUUCUCCAGGAAAUAUUGCAGCUUAUAGCGGCGAUGCCACAGGCUCAGCCUCAACCUGAGACUCUUCACCGGGCCUCCCUCAUGCGCAAUUCGAAUACCUCAUUGGCGUCCCUUUUCUCGCGACGUCGAGAGCCAUACGUCCAGCAACGUCCUCUUCGAGAACCGGCUCUAAACGUGAUGAACGCUUUGGCGGGGCUUAAGAAUAUAGCCAAGGGUCACUACGGCGGUCAAAUUGCUGCCACCGAGGAGAGUCGUCGGCAGGAACGCGGCUUUGAGGAGUCACUGCACUAUGUGCUCACCUAUGGUAGUCACGGCGACAUCCUGACCUUCCUGAUGGGACGUGAAGAGUUGCGCGCAGCACUUCGUUACUGGCAACACCAGCAGUUGGAGGCGGAUCUUUUCAUACAGCAUAUCUUCCAGCCGCAACUGGUCAAUGGAGGUCUGCCAGCUUUGAUGGAUGAACUACAAAAGCUGGACGACGCCCAACUGAGUGCCUGGCGCCUGCCGCUGCUGCAGACUUGCCGCCACUUGGAGCAGCAGCAGCAACUCAGUUCCCUGUACCAAUUGCAGCUCUUGCUAAAGGAUCCCAUUCGGGCCAGCAUGACAUGCGUGAAGUUCUAUGCCCUGCAGUGCGAGAACUUCCAAAAACUGCAGGCAAAUGCCCAGCACCUGACCUCGGCUCACAUGCACCUGCAGGGAGAACUGGAUCUGUCCGAGUGGGAGCAUCUGCAGCGGCAGCAAGCUCGAAGGGGCAGCGUGACUAGUGGAGCCAGCGUUCGAGGUGCCUGCUUCGCCAUGCAGAUGGAUGCCAGGGCUCUCAAUGGGCACAUCAAUACCAUUCGGAGGCAGUUGGAGGUGGCCAAGUUUUUGGCUCAAUGCGAAGAAGAACAAGCCCCAAAUAUGCCCCUUAAAACUAUACAAACUUUAAAGCAGAUUCGAUUGGAGUCAAGUCGAGGUACUCUGCCAACUCUCUUUGAAGGCGCCACAGAUCGCAUUCAGCUGUGUAUCCUGAUCCUAAUGUGCGGCAAGAACAUAGACGAAGGCUUCGGCCUAGCGUACGGAAUUAUGCAGGACUACAAGCUAGCUGCAGUGAAGGUGUUUGGAGCUACGGCCAAGUACCUGGCCCGGAAUCAGCGCCUUGCCGAAGUGGAACGCCUCCUGGACUGUAUUGCGAGCAACAACGGAGGAGGCAUUUCGGCGGAGUCCGACGAGAUCCUCUCGAUCGCCAUCAACGCCGCAGUGCACAGCAGUGCUCCGGAGACCAAGCAGAUGCUGGACCGGCUAAUCAAACGCAUCAGCAGCGUGGAGUUGCGGGUCUCCUCCUACAUCUACAUUGGGCAGCUCAAGUCCGCCUAUCUACUGGCCAACAAGCACGAGCGACUGGCGGACAUCCGAAAAAUCCUGCGGCAGGCGGACCUUACCGGCCAGGUUCACAUCAAGAAGCUGUGCGAGAUGAAGCUCCAGCUUAGCACCCCGCCAACGCCUCUGUGAUAUCGUAACCCCUCGGGCAAUAACAAUUUAACUAUAAUAUACCCAUUAUUAAGAGGUUUCACUAGCUGUGAUAAAUACUAAAAUGAUACAUUUUUAAUUUUGUAUCUCCCAGAAAACAAAUAUUCACAAAAAAGGAUCACAUAUCUAAUCGUAAUCAAGCUAAAUUAAUUUGAAAACCCGGUUUCCUUCGAGAUACAAAUUUAGUAAUCAUCAUCUGAGUAUUUCUGACUAGUGAUAACCCCCACUAAUUUGCAUGUGGGCCUGUAUAGGGAGUUUGUUUUUAGAAUUUAACAUUUACUUAGAUCAAUUUUAAUCUUUCCAAAGGGCCAGCAAGUAUUCAACCCUCGAGCUCAAAAAGACUCUCCCAACAAAUAACCAAAUUAUAUUAUUGAUUGUACUGUAUUAUCUUAAUGUUAUUUUUAUAGUAAUUAUAUUGUUAUAUGUUUAUUCAAAA